Capsicum annuum is the source of this 476-nucleotide messenger RNA. Its product is annotated as probable calcium-binding protein CML48. Gene Ontology annotation, molecular function: calcium ion binding. Lineage: Eukaryota; Viridiplantae; Streptophyta; Magnoliopsida; Solanales; Solanaceae. The record is from RefSeq and is a predicted model, not a curated record.
GACCGAAGGAAUUUGCUGCACUAUGGAGCUGUCUUGGUCAAUGGAGGGCCAUUUUUGAGAGAUUUGACAAAGAUAGAAGUGGGAAAAUUGAUGCAACAGAACUAAGGGAUGCUCUCUACAGUCUUGGAUAUAUGGUGCCACCUUCUGUUCUUGAAGUUUUGAUUUCCAGAUAUACUGACGGAAGUGGUCGGAGGCCUGAGCUAUCUUUUGAUAGUUUUGUCGAAUGUGGAAUGGUUGUGAAGGGCUUGACCGAAAAGUUCAAGGAGAAGGACACGCGUUAUACUGGCUCGGCGAAACUGACCUAUGAUGAGUUCAUGACUAUGAUCCUACCUUUUAUUGUGUCAUACUAGCAUGUUAGAAAUUCAGUUCUUAUUUCAUUUAUUGUUUGUUUGGUGGUUUUGGAGAGAAUUUCUAUAGUUGAUUGUUUACAAUAUUGUGUUCUUGACAUUGUAUAUGUGUAUAAGUCUUUUCAUGUC